AUGGAGGUCCAGAUCCCAUCUCCGUCUGUUUUCUUGAGAGAUUCUCCCGUCAUUACUCCAGCGCCUGUGGUGCAGCCAAAAAAGGCCGCCAUCACGAAGCCCAAACCCAAUCCUCCUCCUCCUAAACCCCUCAACAAAUCGGUCCAGGAUGGGGCGGUGACGAAACCAAAGCAAAGCAAGAGUCGAAAUGGCUACAAGAAGGACUACAAGUGGAGAACAUUUGAGGAGACUACCUUUGCCUCCCGGCCUACCGUGAAGAGGAAAGCUUUUCGUUCCAACUCUUUGUCGCCCACUCACAAUGUAGCCAAUCCCAUUGGUAUCGCGGGUGGUGCGAGACCAGAGGUUCGACAAAACCGGGUUGAAGUCACUGGAUCUGCUCAGACAUGGUCUCCGGGUUUGCAUUCUGCCUUCGAAACGGCAGUUCAUGCAUUCCAGGGCAACGGCGAUGACCUCCCUCACCCUCAGGGUCCAGUGUCUAGUCCAGAGCGACAGGUCGACAUGCAGUUUGACGGAGACCUUUCGCCGCCUCUCAAUCUCACCACCCCGGAUUCAAUCUUCAUGCCCGCUUUCGAGACCGACGGCAUGUCUCCAGGUCUGACAUUGGGCGAUUCGGUUGAUCCGUACAGCCUGACCACGACAACGACGAGCUCUUCCAUCGACAGCAACAGUGCCGAGUCUUUCUCCUCUGGUUCUCCCCAACUUUUGGACAUGAUGAUUUCUGCUGAACCGAAUAUGAAUCCGCUGCCUGAUCCCUGCGAGCUCGAGCCGCAAAUGCCUCUUCAUGAUAGUAUACCGACAGAGGAUGACUUUGACGAAGAGAUUAUCAGAUCGGAUGCCAUCGCCACAUCUGCUGCCAUGACGGCUAUGCAACUCCCCACACCCUCGUCAAUGCUCGACCCCAGCUUUUCCAACACAGCAUUCCAGGCUUUCCGCGCGUCUUCCCCUACUCCUAGUGAGAGUUCUACAGCAUCUUCCAAAUCCAGCGACAUGACAAUCCUCGCUCAGCCCUCUCUGGACGCCUCGUCACCAGAGAUGCUUAUGCUUCGAUUCGACAAGCAAACCUGUGGCAUUUUAUCUGUCAAGGACGGUCCUACUGAGAAUCCCUGGCGGACAUUGAUCUGGCCUUUGGCUCGAGAAUCUCCUGCUCUGUACCAUGCCAUUUCAUCUAUGACGGCAUUCCACGGUGCUCAUGAGAUUCCCAAUCUGCACGUGCCAGGUAUGGCACACAUGACCAAGGCGAUCAAACGUCUUGCCUUUGAGAUCGAGAACAUGCGACUCGAUUCGGCGCUGGCAACUUCAUUGGCGCUUGCUUUUAGUGAAGGCUGGGAUCGACAUGUCAGCACUGGCGUCCAGCAUCUCCGAGGCGCUAAAGUCAUGGUGAACAACGCCAUCAUCAAGCACCAGCGGGACAUGCAGCUGGGCCAGAUGACGACCCAAGACGCCAAUAGACUCAAGUUCCUCUGUAAUACUUUUGUCUACAUGGACGUGAUUGCUCGAUUGACGUCGCUGGAAGAAGCACCGGAGCUCAAUUUCGAGGAAAUCCUUGCCACUGUCAAUGCCCCAUUCGGAGAUCAGGUCGAGGUCGACCCGCUGAUGGGCUGUGCCACGACUUUGUUUCCGUUGAUGGGCCGCGUCGCCAACCUCAUACAACGAGUGCGCAAGACCGAGUCGAAUUCUCUCACCAUCGUCUCCACCGCCAUGGAGUUGAAGGAGCAACUACAACAGUGGCAAGUGCCCAGCGCCUUGAUCUUCGAGCGGCCGGAGGAUCCGAAUUCAGAAGUCCAGCACUCGAUUCAAACAGCAGAAGCUUACCGAUACGCUACGCUACUCUAUCUACACCAAGCCGUGCCGGAAAUCCCCAGCGACCCAGCGGCAUCCCUGGCGAAGAAAGUCUUGGUCACAUUGGCGUCAGUCCCCUUAUCCUCAAGAGCAACCAUCGUCCAGAUUUUUCCUCUUUUUGCGGCAAGUUGCGAAGUCACCGACCCCGAUGAUAGAACCUGGGUGGUGCAACGCUGGCAAGCAAUGAUCAGGCGUCUAAAGAUUGGGAACGUGAACUCGUGCUGGAAUGUCGUUCAAGAGGUCUGGGCCCGCAGAGAUGCGUACGAGGAUGAAAAGUCCAACAGAUUGCUCAGGCAAUAUGCGAGCCGCGGAGUGCCAGGGGGUAAUUUUGUCCCUCCAGUGCUAGACGUCCCGCCGGCAAUGAAGAGAAAGGCUUACACGGCAGAUUCUCUGGGUAUGGGAGACCCCGGUCAUUUCAGUCAUGGUCAACAGGGACCCCAGGACCGGCAGGGCGGCGGACCAGGAGACUUUGACGCAACAGGGAGGGCGGUCAAACGUCGCUUAACGAUGGACUCGCUCGGAAGCGGGAGCGGCAUGUCGGCCAUGUCAAUGACCAUGCCACCUCCCCCUGUAUCCCUCCCUCGUCGACACACAAGCGAUAUCAUGUCUUCAGAUCAACUAGAACCCGAAUACACCGUGCGAGGGCAAUUGCACUGGCUAGGUGUUAUGACCGACUGGCAGUGGGAAGACCUCCUCGCAUAG
Molecule: messenger RNA, 2541 nt
Organism: Fonsecaea monophora
Lineage: Eukaryota; Fungi; Ascomycota; Eurotiomycetes; Chaetothyriales; Herpotrichiellaceae
Exons: 3
Coding region: 1-2541 (846 amino acids)
Biological process (GO): positive regulation of transcription by RNA polymerase II
Cellular component (GO): nucleus
Molecular function (GO): DNA-binding transcription factor activity; transcription cis-regulatory region binding
Source: RefSeq, a predicted model, not a curated record